Molecule: messenger RNA, 670 nt
Organism: Acomys russatus (golden spiny mouse)
Lineage: Eukaryota; Metazoa; Chordata; Mammalia; Rodentia; Muridae
Product: keratin-associated protein 19-5
Exons: 2
Coding region: 76-390 (104 amino acids)
Source: RefSeq, a predicted model, not a curated record
CUGAGCGAGGUUGGUGACUAUCACAGGCAAGGCACUUCUCCUCAACCUCUAAACCAGUCUACAGUUCCUGACAUCAUGAGCUACUACGGCAGCUACUAUGGAGGCCAAGGCUAUGGCCACGGAGGUAUCAGUGGCCGGGGCUAUGGCCACGGAGGUAUCAAUGGCCUGGGCUAUGGCCAUGGAGGCUUUAGUGGCCAUGGAGGUGCCAGUGGCUAUAGCUCCAACCAGAGUGGCUUCAACGGUCUUGGCUAUGGCUAUGGAGGUGGCAGCUUCCACAGAUUGGCCAAUGGCUAUGGCUCUGGAAGCUUUGGAGGAUAUGGUUCUGGCUAUGGAAACCGCAAGUACCAUGCCUCAUCUUUUGGGAAAAAUGGCUUCUGCGGCUCCUUCUAAAGAGUGAAAUUACCCUUGGACCACUGGGCUCCUCCUGUCAACUGCUCUGUUGAGCUCUCAAUAAGCCAUGGACCUCAGCAGAGGGGCGCUGAUGGAUUCUCCUCAAGAUCAAGACUCAGCUGUGAGAGGCAACCCCAGAAGCAAGAGACAAAAGCGCAAAGGAAACCCUUCUUACACAACAAGCUGAGCUCUUACUUUUCAAGUUAUUAAUCUUUCUUUCCUUCUAUUAUAACAAUAUAGUACGAAGUUUCAUGUUUCAAUAAAUUAAUUUCAAUCAAAA